AUGGCUGCUUCUUUUGCCGAUCUUCCCACGCAAGCGCUGUGGCCUUCGCACAUGGCCCGCAUGGUUGACAAGCUGCCAAUGCAGCAGCUGAGUCAGCUCCACAGGGUUUGCAGGUCACUCAAUCAGGCAUGCAACAAGCUAUUCCAACAAAGAUCUCGAGAAAUUCAAGAGAUUUUCGUGGAGAUCGCCAGCCACCUUCGGUGGAUGUUGACCGGACUUCUGGAACAAUUGCAGGAAGACGAAGCGGAGAACAAGGCACAAGAAGUCUGGGAACUGAUGUUUUGGGUUCGGGACCAAGCCAAAGGUAUUCUGGAGCUCCUGGAAGUGACUCGAGACAAUUAUUUGGGCACCGAAGUGGUCGAUGGAGGCAUCUUGCAGAUUUACAUAGCAUGCAAGACAGAGCAGAGCUGGAAGCCGUCAGAGAUAUCCGAUUCUGCCGAAACUUUCAUGUGGAAGCUGCGUGUACCUUCACCCAUGCCACUCGACAAGUGGAGAAUCUCCUGGACCAUCACAGAGGACACAGGGGGUGCGGGUCCAGAAGACUCGGCGCUGCCGGAGUCGAUGCCCGGUGGAGCUGACUUGGCGGAGCUGCAAGAGCUUGAGCACGAGCUGCUUGAGGCAAGAGCUCGGCAGCCCGGGGACAGCCAGGAACUGGCACUCAUCUUGGCCAGACUCGGUCAGGCGAAAAUGCGUCAAGGUCAUCAUGCGGAAGCCAUUGAGCAUCUGAAAGAGUCUUUGCAACUGCAGCGGUCAUUGGAUAGUUCCACUGAACUGCCCUGGGUUCUGAGUAAGUUUAUCUUCUGUUGCAUCCCGUUGGCAUUGCUUUCCCAGCGCCGGUCAGCUUUCCCGUCCUUGAAUGCAGCCACUCUGCAUCAGCUUGGCCAAGCGAAAGCUCAGACUGGAGACCUGAAAGAGGCCCUGCGAUACCUGAAAGAGUCUUUGCGAAUGAAGCGGUCUUUGCACGGUGACGGUGACCACCCAGGAGUUGCAGCCACUUUGCAUGAGCUUGGCGAUGUGACCGCUCAGACUGGAGACCUGAAAGAGGCCCUGCAUUACCUCAAAGAGUCUCUGCGAAUGAAGCGGUCCUUGCACGGUGACGGUGACCACCCAGACAUUGCAGUCAUUUUGCAUGAGAUUGGCCGAGUGACCGCUCAGACUGGAGACCUGAAAGAGGCCCUGCGGUACCUGAAAGAGUCUUUGCGAAUGCAGCGGUCCUUGCACGGUGACGGUGACCACCCGGGAAUUGCAGCCACUUUGCAUGAGCUUGGCCGAGUGACCGCUCAGACUGGGGACCUGAAAGAGGCCCUGCGGUACCUGAAAGAGUCUUUGCGAAUGACGCGGUCCUUGCACGGUGACGGUGACCACCCAGGAAUUGCAGUCACUUUGCAUGAGCUUGGCCGAGUGACCGCUCAGACUGGAGACCUGAAAGAGGCCCUGCGGUACCUGAAAGAGUCUUUGCGAAUGACGCGGUCCUUGCACGGUGACGGUGACCACCCAGGAGUUGCAGCCACUUUGCAUGAGCUUGGCGAUGUGACCGCUCAGACUGGAGACAUGAAAGAGGCCCUGCGGUACCUGAAAGAGUCUUUGCGAAUGCAGUGGUCGUUGCACGGUGACGGUGACCACCCGGGAAUUGCAGCCACUUUGGCCGAGCUUGGCCGAGUCACAGCUCAGACUGGAGACCUGAAAGAGGCCUUACGGUACCUGAAAGAGUCUUUGCGAAUGAAGCGGUCCUUGCACGGUGACGGUGACCACCCAGAAGUGGCUGCAAUUUUGCAUGAGCUUGGCCAUGUGACCGCUCAGACUGGAGACCUGAAAGAGGUCCUGCGGUACCUGAAAGAGUUUUUGCGAAUGAAGCGGUCCUUGCACGGUGACGGUGACCACCCAGGAGUUGCAGCCACUUUGCAUGAUCUUGGCGAUGUGACCGCUCAGACUGGAGACAUGAAAGAGGAAUUUCAGCCACUUUGCAUGAGCUUGGCUAGGGUGAUGGCAGAAGCUGGAGAACUGAAGGAGGCACAGAAGUACCGACUUGAGCUUGAGCGAAUGCUCUUUUCCUUACGUGCAAAAGAUCGACAGUUUCAAUUCCAAGCUCAAAUCGUGCAUGGAAUCGACCAGAGCAAGCUUGCUAAGCUGCUUGGAGGCUGGGCCAAAGCCAGCUUUGGUGUAUGUGAGAUUCUGCGUGUGGAAGUGAACUCUGAAGAAAAGGUGGACAUCCGCGACGUCACCUCGGAGGCUGCGCCAAUGCGGUUCACCUUCGUGGCCGCGGCGAGGUCGGCUUCGUGCCAGUGCCUGGAUUGCCACUGGUGUCGGGUGGGUGGCGGAUGUUCCUGGUUCGGGAAACUUGUGGCCAUCAAUGGAGGCACUGUUGAUACCUGUCCCGAUCUCUCGAUUGAGUCGGGCAGUGGUGAAUCAAUCGUGGUGUCAGCACCCUACCAGCGGGACGUGGUGCAGCAUCUCUACAGCAUGGCAGAGCAGUCUCAAGUCGGGACACUCGAACGCACUGUUAUCGACACGAGUGCACGAAGGUCCAAGGAGUUUUCUCAAGUCAAAGUCACGGAUGCCGACAGGCCUUGGCCGUUGGAGCAGGUGUGCGAGGAGAUUCGCGCCAAGUUGGCUCCUGGGGCGACUCGAGUGCAUGCUGAUUUAUACAAGCUACUUCUUUACAACAAAGGAGAUUUCUUCAACAUGCACAAGGAUGCCCAGCAGCAUAGCCACAUGUUUGCCAGUCUACUCUUCUUUCUUCCAUUCGAGCAUGAAGGAGGCGGGUUGCAACUUUCUCGGCUGCAGACAUCAUGGGAGAAAUCAGCCAUGUUUGAUGUCGCAAAUAUCAACAAGGAUGGUUGCUGCUCAUGGGUUGCCUUCUACACCGACGUGUGUCACAAAGUGCUGGAUGUGAAGAGUGGUCACAGAUUGGUUCUCAACUACACGCUGCGAUUUGAGGGUUCGAUGAGCCCAUCCCCUUGCUUGCCCAAGCUCCCAACCAGAGCCAUUGACUUGGUAAAGCAGACGCUGAAAGGAAAUGCAGAUUUGGCCAUUCCACUCUUCUAUGCUUAUACUGCCGAAUCCUUUGGAACAAGCUUUCUGAAGGGACGUGAUGCCUACCUUUUCAAUGCAUUGCAUGCGUGUGGCCUAGCUGCCUCUGUGCGAUUUGUUCUAUGCAUUGACACGACCUCCGUUUGGUACUAUGAUGAUUGCCCAGAAGAACCAGACUGGCACACAAGCUUUGAUCGUGCAGUGCUUGUUGGUGAAGAGUUUGUACGUGAGGCCGUGCAACUUGAAGAAGAAAGGCAUCAGUCCCGUGGCUUCGAUAACGACGGGAGACAGUUGAUUGCAAAGGGAGAAGGUGACCCAUGCGACUGGCGAGGGGCGUGUCACGUCAAGCGGAAGUAUGGCGCAGCCGCCAUGGGCCGCCUGGCCGCGGCGGCGGCCGAAGUGGGCCCAGGCUGCGAUCGACCUCAAUUGGUGACCCCAAUGCGACGUCCGGAUCAUCGGAGAGGUAUCCUUUGCGACGUCCUGACGGAUGACUGGAGAGGUGGACGGACUCGGCGAGCACGGGAGGACAGCGCAGUGGGUGGGCGUUUGGGAACGAAGGACGGCUCCAAGGACGGCUCCACCGGGGAGAAAGCUGCUUCGGCUGCGAGGAGGUCACUCCAUCAGGCAUGUGACCAGCAGCUCUGGAAAAGAUUCCAACAAAUCCGAAAAGCAUUUCAUGACAUUGACAUCCGAGUGCAAGCGGUCUUGGAGCAACUUCCAGAAGACCUGCAGGAAGAGGUGGAGGAGGACUCGAUCGACAAGGCAAUGGAACUGUGGGAUUUCAUGAAGGAGGUUCGAGACAUGGCCAAAGGUAUCCUGAAGCUCUUGGAAGUCACUCAACACCAACUCUUGGGUGCUGAAGUCACCAAUGAGGAUUUGUUGGCCAUUUUGGCCGAGAUCGUUGUCAGAGCAGAGCACGAAGCCGUCAGGGAUGAGGCAAUCCUGGACACCCGAAAGCUUCAUAUAGAAGCUGCUUGUCUACGUUCCUCGUCCAUUGUCCUGCACCCGCCCAUGAAUCCUCCUUUUGAGACAGAAUCAGUGUAUUCCGUGACGGAUCAGACUCAGAGCGGGACUCGGCCCUCUCAGCCGCGGCAGUUCCCAGGGACAAUCACAGAGGACAGUGGGGGUCCGGGUGCAGGACCAGAAGACGUGCCGGAGUCGAUGCCCGGUGGAGCUGAUCUGGCGGAAUUGCAAAAGCUCGAGCAUCGACUGCUUGAAGCGACAGCUUGGCAGACCGGCGACAGCACGGAACUGGCCGUCAUCCUGCACAACCUCGGUCAGGUGAACGGAUGUCAAGGGCAUCACGCGGAAGCCAUGGAGUAUCUGAGAGAGUCUUUGCAAAUGAAGCGGUUUUUUUAA
Durusdinium trenchii is the source of this 4389-nucleotide messenger RNA. NCBI's taxonomy places the organism in Eukaryota, Dinophyceae, Suessiales, Symbiodiniaceae. The record is from the annotation of a GenBank genome assembly.